AGAUAGCCUCAGCGUAAGUGUCAGUAAAAAAGCGAGAUGCAAGAUGCUUCCCAAGUGUCAGCAAAACGUAAGUCAGUAAAAAAGGCGUUUCUGGGAAAAAGUUCCGUUAUUCCGCCAUUUUCGCUUGCCUCCUUUUCGUUUCACCGUUCAUUCACUUGCGAAGUGCGCUUUGAUUCUUAUCCCGACUUUUCCAAAAAAAACUUUUCAUUGAAAAUGGAGGAAAUGUCGUGCGUAGUCUGCGGAAACCCAUCCAGUUUGAUGUGCCAAAGGUGUGGAGAACCGUAUUGCAAGGAAGGGUGCCAAAGGUUGGAUUGGCAGAGGCACAAGCACGUUUGCAUCAUCAUGCCGCCCUUGGUUGCUUAUAGGCCCCUUCAGCAGGCGCCGAAUCCCAUCAAGAGUUUGGAGAUUGCUGUCUCUAACUUUUCGCUGGCUAAAGCUCCGACCAUAACGCCGGUGCCGACCCCAAAACCAACUCCAUCACCAAUGCCCACUGUGGAACUGCCCACUCCUGUCGUCCCAAAGGAGCCGGAACUCUCGGAGAACUGGCGCGAUCACCUGCUGCCAAAGGGCGAGGAGUUCUUCGAGUGCCGCGUGACCUUCAUGGAGACCGAUGGACCCAUCUGGGUGGUGCACGUCGCCAAUGUGGAGAGCAUGGAGCGCUUGACGGACAACAUGCAGCGCUGCAUGCAGAACCAGAAGCUGAUUCGCAUGCAAAACGUGAAGGAGGACACCCUGGUGGCCAUCAAUGUGGACAAUAAGGUUCACCGCGGUCAGGUCCUGACUGUCAGCGAUCAAAAGGAAGAGGCCGAUGUCCGCUUGAUUGACUAUGGUCUGGUGGUGGGCACACACUUCCGGGAUAUCUAUUCCGUGGUGCCCAAGAUGGCCGAGAUCAAGGCAUUUGCUUUCCGAGUGAAAUUGCCCACUAACACUGGAGUUCAGGUCAAUAAGAACUUGACUCUUCGAUUGCUGGGAACCAAAACCCACAACGGCGUUUACCACGUCCACAUGAAGCCCAAGAUGACCAUACCGCUCAAUCUUCCCAUGGAGAUGCUGCAGCUAAACCCGGAGGUCAAGGUGAUCCGGGUCUUUGAGAAAAACGCAACAAGGAACGAGCCGCAGGUGGCUCUUCUCCAGAUCAACGUGAUGGAUCACGUAAACAAAGACUUGAAUGCCAGCCUGGCCGGAAAGCCGGGACAACCGUUCACGGGUCCCUUUCCCGAGGAGAAGUGCACCUUCUUCGUGGCCGCCCGCACAAAGGACGGCUAUCGACGCGCCUUCCUAUUGGAUCACAUUGUGAAGCCCACGCCCACGUUCUUGGUUUACGAAAUGGAUGAGGGUCGAGUUUCUGUCACCACCGAACUGAGUCGCAUUCCCAGCGAGCUACUCGGUCUGCCCAUCCGAGUGUUUGCCGCUCAGCUAAAGGACUCUGUUCCAAAAGAGCUUGAGAUUGAUGGCGCAGAUCUCACGGUCAAGUUCAAGUUGGAUAACCCACCGCCCAAGGAAAAAUUGCGCGCCGCCAACGCUGCCUUGCUGGCCAAGGGCGAGCAGAUUUGCAUGGCCCGACUGAGCACUUUUCUGGGUCAGAUUUCAGAUUUAGGGCACAAGUUCUGGCGCGAACCCAUCGACAAAAAUGACACCGUGUUCAUCACCCAUGUCGUUAGUUACAAGGAGGUGUAUAUUAGCUCUCCGAAUACCAAGCAGUAUGCUUCGAUCUUCAAGCGUCUGGAGUCGAAGUGCACUCCCAUUCAGGAGUCCAGCGAGAUAUCAGUUGGCUGCACUGUGCUGAUUGCCUCAAAGACACUUGGACACUUCCGAGGCGAGGUAUUGAGCACUGACAACGGGGUCUAUAAUGUGAAGAAUGUUGAUACAGGUGCCACCCAAAAUGUGGAAUUGACUUCGAUGCGCAAGUCCUGCCGCUUCCUGGAGAAUCUUCCUGUCUGCCUGAUGCGCGUUCAGUUAAAGACCGUUUGCAAUAUUCCGGAUGCAGCCGUGCCAGCAAACAAUGCGGCUCUCCAGAUGUUGCACAAGCUGUGCGCCCAGGAGGAAAUGCUUGAACUGGAGAUGGUAGAUGAGAGUACCUCGACUGUGGACCUGCUCUCCAGUUCCGGCGAUCAGCCCUCCUUGGUGACUCGAAUGCUGCCACUGAUGUUCACGCCAGUGCAGGAAAAAGCCAAUGCUGCUCCGCCAAAGGCACUUCUAACUCCGGCAUCAUCUCCGGUUGCUACACCAGUGAAACGCAAGAAGCCGACACCAGUUCUCCUGGAGGCUGCUAGAGAUCUGCCUCCGCUGCCGCUCUCCCCUCCGGAGUCUCCUCCUCCUGUCAGACGGGAGGACUCGGCAACCAACAAUGGGGGCAGCCAAAAGUCUUUCGAACGCUUUUUUUUCAAUGACAUGGCCAAGUAUCUGGUUCCCGUGGGCGACAAGGUCAGCAUCAUCCUCCUGAACGCAGGUGACUUGAAAGAAUCUGGUUACAUCACCGCCUGCUUCUUUAAGCACGGAAAGGAGGCCGAGGAUUUCCAAAAUCUUCUCGAUUUGGUAACGAAGCAAGGAGCGUGCGAUCACAACGUUGUGCCGGGUUAUGUGCCAAACGUUGGCGAGAUUUGCUUGGCGCUCUUCAGCGAAGACACUAACUGGUAUCGCGGAGUUUGCCAGGAAGUUGAAGACAAAAGGGCCAAGAUUUUUUACUGCGAUUUUGGCAACUUUGAGUAUGUGGAUGUGGAAAAUCUUAAGCCGAUACCCCAGGAUCUGCUUAAGGGCAUCUAUGCCACCAAGUGCUAUAUAGAUGGCUUCGACAAGUCGAAGAAUUUUGCCGCCUUGGAACAUUUCCUCGUCCACCAGAGCGGAGUCCAAUGUGAAGUUAAGGAUGGCCCAGAGCCCGAUACGCGUCUCAUCACGAUUCCCAAUCUGCAGACCAUACUGAAAACACCAAUUCCUAAUUAAACGCAAGCUUCGACUUCAAGUUACUGACAACAUGAACCGCAUUCCUUAUGUUUUAUAGUAUUAAGUGUAUACCAAAGUGUAUUUUCGAACAGGAUAUUGAUAAUCAUUCGUUUUCUUUGUAAAAGUUUCCUUUAAGACAGUUUCUUCAGGGUCCCAAAGAGACCAUUUAAUACAUUCAUAUGUCGUUCACAA
Molecule: messenger RNA, 3132 nt
Organism: Drosophila subpulchrella
Lineage: Eukaryota; Metazoa; Arthropoda; Insecta; Diptera; Drosophilidae
Exons: 6
Coding region: 37-2940 (967 amino acids)
Source: RefSeq, a predicted model, not a curated record